ACGGCACCUUCUUCCUCAACCUUCCUCCCCCUCCUCUCAUUUAUAGACCACGCCUCUCCCUCCUCACUCUCAUUUUCCUCUCGUUGCUUUUUUUUUUUUUUUUUUUUCUCUUUCGGAAAAAAAGAGAAAGAAAAACGAAUCAUUUUCAGAUUAUUCAAGCUCGCCACCAUGAUUUCCGCUCUUAAGUUUCGAGUGUGCUCCGCGAAGCGUGGGAUGUUUUCUCUCGCCUUGCUUCUUCUCUUCCUCGGUCAUCUCAGCCCGGUGGCCGCUCAGCUGAGUCCGCCCGACCCAUUUCAGAACCCGCGAUUCAAUCCCUCGAUGGCUAUCAUAGUCGUCGUGUUAAUUUCCGCCAUGUUCUUCAUGGCGUUCUUCUCCAUCUACAUCCGUCACUGCUCCGACUCAAAUAAUGCCGGGAGUGUGCGCCCGCUCGCCGUUCUUUCCCGCCGACUUGCCGCAGCUCGCGGGCUGGACCGCGCCGUGAUCGAGAAAUUCCCCACUUUUGUUUACUCCGACGUCAAGGGGUUGAAGAUCGGAAAAGGCGCGCUGGAGUGCGCUGUAUGUCUCUGCGAGUUCGAGGAUGACGAAACGCUGCGUUUAAUCCCCAAGUGCGAUCAUGUCUUCCACCCUGACUGCAUCGACGCCUGGCUCGCUUCCCACACUACCUGCCCUGUCUGCCGUGCCAACCUCACUCCCCAGCCGGAAGAUGAGAAUUCGCCCGCGGUUCAACCCACCGAGUCUUCCCGCGAGGAAAACGACAUCGAGUCCCAAAACGACGCCGUUCUUUCCGAUCACGAAAACGACACCGUCACAGAAAACGCCGGCUCGGCUCCACCUGCGCCGGAGCAGCAAGUGGUUCCCGCUUUGAAAAGGAACCGUACACGUGGAUCUUCGAGAUCCGGAAUUUCGUUUAUCAAGUUCCUGCGUUCGAACUCAACCGGGCACUCUGUGGUGCAGCCAGGAGAAAACACCGAGCGAUUCACGCUGCGGUUGCCAGUCGAAGUGAGGAAGCAGAUAUUGAAAGAUCGGAAGCUGAACCGGGCGACCAGUCUGAUUGUUCUGCCUGGAGAAGCGAGCUCAAGGAGAGGUUACCGAACUGGAGUUGAUGGCGGGAGCAGCAGAGGAAAAUCUAGUAGUUACCGGCGGAUUGACCAGCCGGAACGGUUGAUCGUCAAGUCAGACCGAUGGGUCUUUCUCAGAACCCCUUCGUUUUUCUCAAGAGCGUCGUCUUUCAAGUCCCCCAGGGUGGCGGCCAAUGACGGCGAGGGUAUGUCGACUAUGUUGAACGGGCCGGGAGCUCAGGGCAGUGAUUCCGGUCGUCUUCCGGUGUAGUAAUUAGCUACCGGGCCCCGUAUUAAUACGAAUUUUUUUUUAUUUUCUAAAUUGUGUAUAAUACGCUUUUUUUUGGGUAUUUUUUAAUUAUUUUAUUUAUAAGAACAAUGUAGUUAGACACACAAAGUCUUUUGAACACAUGCUUCCGAAAGCUAAUUUUUAUUUUAA
Messenger RNA from Carica papaya (papaya), 1497 nucleotides. Its product is annotated as E3 ubiquitin-protein ligase ATL6-like. The record is from RefSeq and is a predicted model, not a curated record. Lineage: Eukaryota; Viridiplantae; Streptophyta; Magnoliopsida; Brassicales; Caricaceae.